GGGACAUCAGGGAAGCCGUGCUCAGUCAGAAAGUCAGGAGUACAAGCCACCUCUGUCUUACCCACUUCUUGUCCCGCUGCUUGCGGCCGUAUCUUUGACUGUGACACUGGUCAGGAUAAAGGGUCAUGUCUGUGUUGCGAUUCUACAGGACAGAUGAGACUGAAGGUGGUCGUGCCCUGCAGAGGGCCACGGCGCUGUACCCUGGGGUUUCCAUAGUAACGGAGCUCUGUUACAAUGUGGAGCUGAGUGAUCCUGGCUCUUUCAAUGAAAAGCAGAAGGAUGUUUUGCGCUGGUUGUUCAGCCCUCCUCAGUUUGAUGGUCUUUGUGAAGAGCCUACUCUUAAAGCUGCACAGGGUGAGAAGAUGGUGGAGAUUGGCCCCAGGUUGAACUUCUCCACUGCAUGGUCCACUAAUGCCGUGUCCAUCUGCCAGAGUGCAGGACUCCAGCAGGUCUCCAGAGUUGAGCUGUCCCGCAGGCAUCUCAUCAAGCCCAGAGAUGGACAGAAUGGGACACUGGGGGAUGAAGAAAUGGAAAAUUUGAUUAGCUGUUUGUAUGACAGCAUGACAGAAUGCGUUUACCAACAACCAAUCACCUCGUUUGUCGUGGACGUUAAACCACAGGAAGUUUUUGAGGUUGACAUUCUAGGAAAAGGUCGUGUUGCCUUGGAAAUGGCCAAUAAUGAAUUAGGUCUUGCUUUUGACUCUUGGGAUCUGGAUUAUUACACUGCUCUGUUUCAAAGGGUGAAGAGAAACCCGACCAGUGUCGAGUGCUUUGACCUGGCCCAGUCCAACAGUGAACACAGCCGUCACUGGUUCUUCCGUGGGCGCAUGGUCAUUGAUGGACAGGAGCAAAAGGACACCCUCUUCAACCUUAUCAUGGGCACCCAGCGCCAUAGCAACCAGAAUAACGUCAUCAAGUUCUCUGACAACAGCAGUGGCAUCAAGGGCGUGGAGCUGGAGUGUAUGUACCCCACUGAUCCAGCACAAGCCAGUCGCUAUGAGACCCGACACACCACCAGACAUGUCAUCUUUACCGCAGAGACACACAACUUCCCCACGGGCGUAGCCCCGUUCAGUGGAGCGACCACAGGCACGGGGGGGCGAAUCAGAGACGUGCAGAGUGCCGGCAAGGGAGGUCAUGUGAUUGCCGGGACUGCUGGGUAUUGCUUUGGUAACCUGCACAUCCCAGGUUAUGCCCUGCCAUGGGAGGAGGAGGGUUUGGAAUACCCAUCCAGUUUUGCCCCCCCGCUUCAGGUGGCUAUCGAGGCCAGUGAUGGAGCCUCUGACUACGGCAAUAAGUUUGGAGAGCCAGUCUUGGCAGGCUUUGCUCGUUCUUUUGGAAUGCGAUUGGCCAAUGGGGAGCGAAGGGAAUGGAUCAAACCAAUCAUGUUCAGCGGUGGGUUGGGCUCCAUUGAGGACCAGCAUGUGAAAAAAGAGCAGGCAGAGCCAGGGAUGGAGGUUGUGAAAAUAGGAGGACCUGUGUACAGGAUUGGUGUAGGGGGAGGUGCUGCUUCUUCUGUACAGGUGCAAGGCGAUAACUCCAGUGCCCGUGACCUGGGAGCCGUGCAGAGAGGAGACGCGGAGAUGGAGCAGAAGAUGAAUCGCGCUCUCAGAGCCUGUCUGGAGAGAGCAGCAGGAAACCCCAUCUGCAGCAUCCAUGACCAGGGCGCCGGCGGAAACGGAAACGUGCUGAAGGAACUGAGUGAACCAACUGGAGCAGUCAUCUACACCAGCAAGUUUAAGCGAGGUGACCCCACCCUGAGCGUGUUGGAGCUUUGGGGGGCUGAAUAUCAGGAAAGUAACGCUCUGUUGCUUCGUCCAUCUGACCGAGAAUUUCUGGAAAGGGUGUGUCAGAGGGAGAAGUGCCCCGUUGACUUUGUGGGCAGAAUAACUGGUAACGGCAAGAUAGUCCUAGUGGAUGACCUACGCGACCAUGGCGACGGGGUCAAUGGGGGUCGUAACCCUGUAGAUCUAGAGCUGGAUUGGGUGCUUGGGAAGAUGCCACAGAAGGACUUUGUGCUGGAACGUAUAAUGCCCUCACUACACACUCUCUCUCUUCCUACCGGUCUGUCUGUGCUUCCUGCCCUGGAGAGGGUCUUAAGACUGCCCGCCGUGGCCAGCAAACGCUACCUUACCAAUAAGGUGGAUCGCUCUGUGACAGGACUGGUUGCCCAGCAACAAUGCGUAGGACCCCUCCACACCCCGCUGGCUGACGUGGCAGUAGUGGCUUUGUCACCCUUCAGCCUUCAGGGUGCUGCCACAGCGAUAGGGGAACAGCCAAUCAAAGGCCUCGUUUCUCCGGCGGCCGGGGCUCGUAUGGCCGUGGGGGAGGCUCUCACUAACCUGGUGUUUGCCAGGGUCUCUGCCCUCAAGGAUGUGAAGUGCAGUGGGAAUUGGAUGUGGGCGGCCAAGCUGCCCGGGGAGGGGGCCAGCCUGUGGGAGGCCUGUCAGGCCAUGUGUGAGGUCAUGGCCCAGCUGGGUGUGGCCGUGGAUGGAGGAAAGGACUCUCUCAGUAUGGCUGCCCGUGUGAGGGGGGAAACAGUCAAAGCACCAGGUUCUCUGGUGAUCUCAGUUUACGCUGUAUGUCCUGAUAUCACAGCAACUGUGACCCCUGACCUCAAGGACCCUGACGGCCAAGGCGUAUUGCUGUAUGUACCUGUAAGCCCAGGUAAAUACAGACUGGGCGGUUCUGCUUUGGCUCAGUGUUACGGGCAGUUGGGAGACUGCAGUCCUGACCUGGAUCAUCCACACAAGCUCUCUGCCUGCUUCAACACCACUCAGGCUCUUCUACAGGAGCGACUUCUCAGUGCAGGGCAUGAUGUUAGCGAUGGAGGACUCAUCUCCUGUCUGCUGGAGAUGGCUUUUGCAGGGAACCGUGGGAUAGAGGUGGACUUACCUUUACAGGGAGGAGUGAUGGAGGUACUGUUCUCUGAAGAGCUGGGUUUAGUUCUGGAGGCAUCCGAGAGGCACGCCGGGCUUGUUUGUCAGAGAUACAUGGAUGCCGGUUUACCGUGCCACAGGAUUGGCACUACCUGUGGCUUUGGGCCAGAGUCUAUGGUCAAAGUGCGUGUUUGCGGAGAAGAAGUGCUGGGCGAACAUCUGCCUAUGCUCAGGGCAUUAUGGGAAAGCACUAGUUUCCAGCUGGAGCGCCUGCAGGCUAAUCCACUGUGUGUGCAACAGGAAGAGGAGGGGCUGGCCAAUCGCAUGCAGCCAUACUUCAAACUGACCUUUGACCCGGCACAAACACCAGUCUUGAAAGAUAUUGCAGUGGGGAAGCCCAGUGUUGCUGUGGUGAGAGAGGAGGGUAGUAAUGGAGACAGGGAAAUGUCGGUUGCUCUCUUUAUGGCUGGAUUUGAGGUGUGGGAUGUCACAAUGCAGGAUCUCUGCUUAGGUUCUGUAACCCUUGACCCGUUUAAAGCAGUGGUAUUUGUGGGUGGAUUCAGUUAUGCAGAUGUUUUAGGGUCAGCCAAAGGCUGGGCAGCCACAGUGACCUUUAACUCAAAGGCUCGUGAGGAGUUUGAGCGUUUUCGUCACCGUGCUGACACACUGAGUCUGGGUGUGUGUAAUGGUUGCCAGCUUAUGGCCCUGCUGGGCUGGGUGGCAGGAAGAGAGGAUGGAGGGACAGACGUGACUCUGACUCAUAAUGAGUCUGGACGCUUUGAGUCACGGUUUGUGAGUGUAGGGAUCCUGCCCUCCCCAGCCAUUAUGCUGAAGGGUAUGGAAGGCUCUGCUUUAGGUGUGUGGGUUGCCCAUGGUGAAGGUUUGAUGCAGUUCCGUUCUCCGGAGGCUCAGCGUAAACUAAUUGAUGCUUCGCUGGCACCCCUGCGCUAUGUGGAUGACUCUGGACGCCCUACUGAGCAGUACCCACUCAACCCCAACGGCUCUGCCCAGGGCGUGGCUGGCAUCUGCUCCGCUGAUGGGCGGCAUCUUGCCAUGAUGCCCCACCCAGAGCGCGCUGUGCUGGGCUGGCAGUGGGCCUGGGCCCCAGGUCCCCUGAAGGCUUCACUGGACCCCUCUCCAUGGCUCACCAUGUUCAAGAACGCUGUGGCCUGGUGUCAGAGCCCUUAAUAAGAAAGUUUACACCCUUUGGUACUUUAGAGACGACCAGUAGACUUGCUAAAACGGUUCUGGGAUAUUCUUAUAUAUAGUUGACAUGGUGCUGUAUUAUGUUGUCAGAAGCAUUACUUAGACAUUCAUCGCUAUAAUUCCCAUACAUUCCUGUGUGACUAUUUUUUUUUUUUCAUAUAUGUUUUAGGGUACUUGAAUGAAUUUCACUGUCUUACAAUGGUUAUGUCUAAUGUAACAUUCUUCUUUUGUAGACCUGAUUGCCUAAUUUGUGAGUGGGUAAUUCAUGGCAGUAUUAUAUGUUCCUGUCCUGCUGAAACGUUACCAAGCUACAGCUUGAUUUAUAAGCUGUUACUCCUGUGACGUUUAGUAUUCUUUAAAAACGUCACAUUGAAGUGUGAACACUAAUCAUAUCUGAGAUCUUACUAAUUGCAAAUACAUACUUAGUUCAGAAAACAUUAAAUAACCUGGGGACAUUUGGUUAAAUGUUUAUAUACAUUGUGCUAGUAAUGCUUCAGAGUGUGACAUU
This is a messenger RNA of Chanos chanos (milkfish), 4593 nucleotides long. It is a transcript of the gene pfas, whose product is annotated as phosphoribosylformylglycinamidine synthase. NCBI's taxonomy places the organism in Eukaryota, Metazoa, Chordata, Actinopteri, Gonorynchiformes, Chanidae. Gene Ontology annotation, molecular function: phosphoribosylformylglycinamidine synthase activity. Bases 126 to 4067 code for a protein of 1313 amino acids. Gene Ontology annotation, biological process: 'de novo' IMP biosynthetic process. The record is from RefSeq and is a predicted model, not a curated record. The transcript is spliced from 30 exons. Gene Ontology annotation, cellular component: cytoplasm.